CGAAGGACGACGUGAAAUAACCGGAACACUCCGUCUAUUACUGGUGAACUCAAGUUAUAUCACCAUGCCGCCACGAUCUACUCGUGCUGCUGCAACAAAACCAGCCGUGAACGGCACCUCCACCACCGAAGCUGCUCCACGCAGCAGGAGCAGAGGGGCCAAGCGCUCAUCCUCUCCUAUCGCUGAGAAGGAGGCUCCUCCGCCUAGUAAACGCUCUCGAACCGCGAAGAAGGAGGUAGAGAGCAAACCCGAAAAGCCUGUGGCGCGCGCCAACAGCAGAAAGAAAGUCGCUGCCAACACCGCUACCAAAGCGCCAGCCAAGAAGGCCGCAACUGUCAAAGUCAGUGCCGGAAAGGUAUCACGCAGAACUGAAUCGCAUCCUAUCAAUGGACUCCCUGCCGUACCGGAGCACACGCGACCGGCGCCGAUCCUUUUCGGUUGGGGUGCGGGCAAUUUCGGUCAGCUAGGCAUGGGUAGCGAACUCCUGGGCGACUACGACAAGCCGAAGAAGAAUCCGUGGGUAACGGAGAAAGUUGAGGAUGGUGCAUUCGGUUCUGAGGACGCCGGUUUGGAAACUAUCGCUGCUGGGGGCAUGCAUACUCUCUUAGUGGACGAGAGGGGGACUGUUUGGACAUGUGGCGUCAAUGACGAAGGCGCACUGGGCCGGGUGACCGUCGGUGUUCCGAACCCCGACAAGGAAGGGGAGUUCUUGGACGUCGACGAGCUCACCGCCGUCCCGCAUCCAGUGCAAUCGCUGGUCGACGAAGACUUUCGCGCUGUCAGAGUCGCAGCAGGCGACAGCGUGUCCGCAGCAAUCAGUUCUACCGGAGAAUUGCGCGUCUGGGGUUCUUUCCGAGGCAACCAAGGUGCACUUGGAUUCUCCAAUGAGCAGCAGCGCCAGUUUCAACCGGCUGCUAUCUUGAAUCUGCACAAUCGCGCUGCAGACCAGCACCCCGAGAAAUUUGUCUCGGUUGCCGCUGGAAACAACCAUCUGGUAAUCCUGACCACGCAUGGGCACAUAUACACUCUUGGCGCUGGGGAGGAGGGCCAACUCGGGCGCAAGGUUAUCGAGCGUCGGAAAAUCCACGGGACAGCUCCGGAGCGCAUCAUAUUGGGUACACGGACGCGUAAAGCGGUGGUUGUUGGUGCUGGCAACAACCAUUCUUUUGCUGUCGACCAGACAGGCGACGUCUGGGCCUGGGGACUCAACACAAAAGGCCAAACCGGUACCGGUUACCGCCAUUCCGGCAUCGACGGAGAAGUUCACGUUCCGAAGCGAGUCAUUGGACUCAGCAAGGAAGAGCUCGGGGGUGAUACAGUUGUAGAGAUCGUCGGAGGCGACCAUCACACAUUGUUCCUCACCUCAAACGGGAAGGUUUAUGCUUGUGGUCGUUCCAAUGACGGUCAGCUCGGCUUGGCGGAUGACGAUCCAGCUUUCGAGGAUCGAGAGUUUGAAGAUUUUCUCCCUACGCCAGCUUUGGUGACCUUCCCUGAUGCGGAGGACCCCGUCGCCCAUAUCUCCGCAGGCACCCACAACAAUCUGGCCGUGACUGCUGGUGGCGCCCUUUACGCGUGGGGAGCACAGACGCAAGGGGAGCUUGGUGUCGGCGAGGAUGUCGAAGCUAAAACGCCGAAAGUUGUUGUUCGCAAAGAAGGCGGCUCGUGGGCUGCGAUAGUUGCAGCGUGUGGCGGUCAACAUACGUUGGCAUUGCUGAGGAAGAAGAACUAGCCCAGUCGCCUGGACAUGCUGUUUAUCUGACCGUCUUAUUGUGGGGUCUUUCACCUUAGCUGCCUAGCUGUACCAAACACGGGCCGUAGUUACCUGUCG
Messenger RNA from Punctularia strigosozonata HHB-11173 SS5, 1828 nucleotides. RefSeq names its product RCC1/BLIP-II. Gene Ontology annotation, molecular function: guanyl-nucleotide exchange factor activity. The coding region runs from base 65 to 1729 and encodes 554 amino acids. NCBI's taxonomy places the organism in Eukaryota, Fungi, Basidiomycota, Agaricomycetes, Corticiales, Punctulariaceae. The record is from RefSeq and is a predicted model, not a curated record. The transcript has 3 exons. Gene Ontology annotation, cellular component: cytoplasm.